Molecule: messenger RNA, 6205 nt
Organism: Bacillus rossius redtenbacheri
Lineage: Eukaryota; Metazoa; Arthropoda; Insecta; Phasmatodea; Bacillidae
Exons: 3
Coding region: 42-1346 (434 amino acids)
Biological process (GO): DNA catabolic process
Cellular component (GO): cytoplasm
Molecular function (GO): nucleic acid binding; 3'-5'-DNA exonuclease activity
Source: RefSeq, a predicted model, not a curated record
UAUUGUGUAAACAAAGUCACUCCAAGAUUGCUGGAUUUUGUAUGUAUUCGUUGAAGAGUGUAUUUAAGUGUUUUAAUUUUUUUAAGUUUAUAAAUUUAAGUGCAAUGAGACCUAAUGAAAACUCAAAUAGCCUAGUUCAGAUUAAGUCGUUUGUAAUGUUUGAUUUAGAAACUUCAGGAUUACACCCCAGGACAAGAAUUACCGAAAUAGGUCUCGUUGCUGCGUUGCGAGAACACAUUGAUGAUGCUUAUAAGUCAGGUAUUAGACUGCCUCGCGUGGUACACAAGCUUAAUUUGUGUGUAUAUCCCAGUCGCCUGAUAGAGUCCGGCGCAUCUAAUGUGUCUGGGUUAGACAACAUGCUGCUACAAGAACAGAAGCCGUUUGACUGUGAUACGGUCAGCAUUAUGGAAGGCUUCUUGCGCAGACUGCCACCUCCUGUGUGCUUGGUCGCACACAAUGGAGACCGAUUUGAUUUUCCUGUGUUGCAGGCAGAGCUCAAAAGGAUAAACAAGGUUCUUCCAGAUAAUCUGCUGUGUGCAGAUUCAUAUAAAUGUUUUAAAGAACUUCUUACACCUAAGAAGACAAAGUCACCUGUAAAUAAUGGCUGUGAUCACGUGAGCAACAAGGCAGAACCAAUGGCCCUCUCUGAUUUAGGAAUCUAUCCCUUAUCUGCAAACGCGGGAUUGGAAGACGAAUAUGAUGGAGUUUUGUUUGACAUGUUAGUUAAGUUGGAAAAUGACCCCAGCUCUGCCGUAAGCCGGACGUUGCCCAGUCAGGUGGAGGAUCGUACGGCUACUACAGUUUCUGGGGCGCACAUUGUUACUUGUACAACUCCUUUCAAAAAUAUUCACCCACACAGUCAAGAUGUGCAAAAACAAAAUGAAACUACACCCAAACAUGUCGAAAAAAUCGCUUUUGGACUUGCGCGAUCUAAUUUACACGAAAGCAGGAAAACUGCGUGUUUUGACAGUCCAAGUACGUCUCUUAUACAACAACAGAAUGAAACCACACCUAAAGCAACCGUACGGAACAAAGCUGGUAGGGGCUGUGGAGACGGCGUUCAACCUGCGGGAAGUGUAGACACCACCGACUCCAUCAGCAACAAGAGGAAGUUUAGGAAACGUCUUGAUUUCGUUGAGCCGCCGAACGGGGCGGGCGCCCAGCCCAAGAGUUUCAAGCUGACGGACGUGUACGAGUUCCUGGACGGCAGCACGGCCGAGAACGCUCACACGGCCGACGGAGACGCCCUCAACUUGCUCAGGUGCGUGGUCGCAGUCGGGAGCGGGUUCUUGGAGUGGUCGGACAGCAACGCGCAUCGGCUCUGUGACGUGAAGCCAAGGAUCUGACGUCGGUGCCACUCGGGCCGUCAGCAGGUGUAGCAACACUCAAACCACUGUGUUUGUGCUCAGCAUCAUCUUUCUAGGGCGCCACGUUGUUUGGUUUCAUUUGAAAGUUUCUUAUCCUCAUUUUAGCUGACAAAAUCAUUUUUGCAGUUGAUUAAUUUUUUUAUAUUUUUGUUGGCGUUGUGUGGAUGUGGGGCCAGGAAUUAGUUUGUGACAGUGCGUCGGCGUGGCGUUUUAUAUGGGCGUCACCAUAUGUUUAAAGGCACACCAACCCAGCGUGCUCUCUCCGCUCAGGGCGUGACAUAGCCUAGUUAGUGCCUUGUGCAAAUAAUCUAGUCGACUCUCAGCGUCAGACAUGCUAGAUGUUAACACCAUGUGGGCUGUUGCGGCAUUCCACACGCCUCUAGAUCUCCGCGCACUCUCGUGUGGUCGAAGAGAAAAAACAUAGCUAAAGUCAAGUCUUUUAUUACUUGCUUCAUGACAGCUAACAUAAAUACUAAAAAUAAACAAUGAGAAUACUGGUAGAAAGCUCUGUGGCACAAAUCAGUUUAUUUGUAGUUCAGUGCACCCAUGUGGCUGGAUGAUAUCUUUGCGUUGGUUUCAAUGUCCCUGAGAGGUUUUGCAUUUAAUUAAGUUAAACAGUUGCCCUCCCUAGACGGCCCGGAGGAUAUCAGAAAGAGUUUACUAUGGAUUAAAGUUUAAACAGAAUUAACGUUAUCAGUAACGCACAGUUUUGAAUUCUUCGAAGUGCUAGCGUUUCCAGACUCAACGAGGUGGUAAUGAUUGAUUGGGGGUGAGAGCGCUAAGCGGUGUCCCCACGACAAGACACAAAAACCAUUCAGAGUUAACUAAAAACUAUGCUGCAGACUUUAAAAGCAGAAGAAAUAAACCCCUUUACAAAAAUUAGGACAUAAUAUUAAGCAAAUUAAUCCUUCAUAUUAGUUGUAUAUAAUGUUAUGAAAAGUAUGAGAUUAUCAUAUUUAUCAGGGGUGUGUUUAGAACAUCAGAGACCUUCUGGAGACAAAUGAAUAGAAUUAAAGUCAUGUCUUUAGAUGUAGAUAAUAUAAAAAUAACAUAGCAAAAUAAAGUAAUUAAAAUUAAUUAAUUGCGCUUGAUUUGGGUACCAGGCACUGACUAUUGUGAGGCGAAUCUGUGAUGUCACACAUGUGUCAUCAGCGGGAGGUUUGACGUGUGACGUUGGUGGGUGGAGAGUCAAAAGGUGAUCAAGGGGUGGAAGGAUGCGGAGUCACACCGGGCUCUGAGGGGCGUAGCCUCUAAACCACGUCAAUGUGGAGGUAACCAUGGCAAUGAUGGUUUAAAUCAGUGUUUCCCAAGCCCAAAAACUUAACAAAGUAGUCGAGUGGUUAGAUGUUGGUGCAUUUGUGGUGGUGCAGAAGUUCAUACUUUUCACAUCCUAUCAUUUUGUGGAACAGUAGUACGUAGAUGUAAGAUCGCAAAUCGGAGAGUGAAAUGUAAUGUGUUUCGUUGGAAAAGUUGCUUGAUUUUCAUGGCAAUGGUUACUGUGAUAUAGUCAUUUAUAAUUUUAUAGUCAGUUUUAAUAAUUCUUGUUAGUUAUUUUUUGAGAUAAAUUUGUAAUAAUUUACAAACAAAUGGUUUGUUUGAUGUUAAACUAUUUUUACCAUGCAAGAUGGUAAUAAGAUUUUUAACUUUUUGGUGAAUUCUUUUUCAGUGAACCCUUCUUAACAACUUAACAAAUUUCCUUGUCAUUGGGAAAUUAAGUUCGGAAAACCUUUUUGAAGAGUAACAUAUUGUGUGAUUAGAUGAGGUGUAAAAUUACUUCAGCUAACUAUAACUAAUCUGGGGUGUAUCUGAAGUCAGCUAUGCAUAUAAAGUCAUCCCAUAGCAAAUACUACAGUAAUAGUAAAAAAAAUACUUUGAUUCAAAAUUUGAUUAGAUAAAUUUUUUUGGCUAUGUUAACUUUGACUUUGCUUUAUACCCGAUGUACAAUAGCAUGUAAAUGGAGACUGAUCUUGCAGAACAUUUCACUAUUGCAUCUGCUUCCACAAUGCAAGAUUACAAAAUAUUAAUUUAUUUAAAAAAAAAAUCUAUUAUGCUUCGAGAUCAUAGCAUGGGCAGAAUUUACAUAUUUGAUAAAAAUAAAUUAUAAAUUAAUAAUUAAAUACUAAAUAUUCUUGUACUCGAACAAUUUUUGAAAUAUUUAUCACACAAACAAACAUGGCUACCACUAAAUUCAAAUUCUCAGCUUCUAUAGGUCACACAGAGCAUCGUAAACAGAAGAUUUUAGCAUUUCCGAGCUAAUCCGUACGGGUCGGUCUCCGUCUGCAUGCUGUUGUAGAAACUCUGUUCCGUGAGAUGUCUCUGUUUUCCUGUCAUUGUAGAACGGGCCUUAAAAUGAAAUACCCAGGUUUUCUCACCCCCAUUAUGUUAAUUGUUUAUAGUUUCAGUGGCCCAAAAUAGAUAUUCAGCACUCACCUUAUGGUCUUAUGUCGUUUACUAUUCAGUGUUUACUUAGUCAAACUUGUUACUAUGAGUUACUUCAAGAACAGUCAGGUUAUGUUUAAACAAAUUUUAGUUGAUAACCCAUAACGUCUCAGAAGAAUGAAUAAGUCACGCGUCCUGGCAGGCUGGUUCCAUUAACAGAUUUGUUUUGGGCCGUAGGCAAGUCUAGGGUCGGGCUGAAGAAUCAUCAGUAUUGUUUAAGGCCCUGCCACAAUCAACGUAAGCUUUUCAGUAGCAUAACACUGUAUUAUACAUAACAGUUGAACUCCAUGUAAUUCUAUCUGACUAGCAACAAUUGUACAUUGCAUGAGGAGCUAGCUAUAAACAUCACAGUCCAAUGAAAUGGAGAACAAAUUUUUUUUCCUGUGUUUGAUUGUGAAAUUCCUGUGCUAUUAAGGAUUAUAUUUUGUUAAUAGUGAUUGUUUCUGUGUAAUUACACUCUGAUAACUACUGCAACAUUAAUUUUUCGAAGGCUAAAACAACCAAAGUAAACCAAGGAACGUGGUUAGGUUCAUGUUCGUUGUAGCCAGGUCGCUGUGUUGGUUUUUUUUUUUUUGAAAGGGCUUAUCACAUACUAUGUUGAUUGUGGCUGGGCCUGUGUAUAAUGGCCAUGAGAACAGUGCAUAUGUAGUCUAGGAUGUAUGUAGUCUUAUUAAGAUACCACAGUGUUUGAUUGAUUGGAAUGAUUUUAUUUUUAAAUUUUAACAUAUAAUUACAUUUACAACUCUUUGUUUUACAUUAAAUAAUGUACCUGUAACUUACUUUAUGCAUGAGAGCCAGGUUAAGCAAGGGAAGUUAGAACUCACCAUCUUGUAUUUUUUAUAUAUUUUGCCACAGCCCAUAAUAAAGCUUUCAUAUUACAUUUUUUGACCUUACAUGUUGAAGUCAACUUAAGUGGACCUGUUUGAUAAUUAUAAUACGUAGUUGUGGUAGCUUAUAUGGAAUAAUUUAUUGUUCAACUGUUGUCAGCAUACUUUUUUUCCUUAGCUAUAUUUUCUAAUGCAUUGUGUCGUACAAUUCGUGACUCUUUUGACACUUAACAAGCAAAAAACAGAUAAUGUAAGCAUAGUGUGCUAACAGUACAUAUUUUUCUCCAAACAAAUGCAUCAGUUUGUGUUACUUUCAUGUAGUGAUGUGAUAUUUUUUUUUACUGUGUUAGUAUGUGAUACUUUUUUAAAUUUCAGAAUAAUUGGGUAUUUCCUGCCUGAUUCAGGCUUGUCUACUAAUAAACAUUUUACUGCAACAAGGUAUAAAAGCUUUUGAAGAUACAAUUUAUACUUAUCAUGCCAAAAGUGUGGAUAAAUAACUCAAAAUUUAAAUUGUAGCAAAAUAUGGUAAACCUCAAGAUGGUGUUUAAGUUAAUAUAUGUUUGUGGCUUUAGCUAGUCUUUAUAUAAUGUAAGAAAUAACUUCAGGUAUAAUGUUAUAAUGUUUAUAAAUGGUUUUUGAUGUUAAUAUACAAAGAAUGUUUAUAUUUUUGAUACUAUAAAAGCAUUUAAUUGAAUAAAAUCUUUAGUUAAAGUUUUCGUUGUAAAUGUAUAAAUAUACAUUAAAUUAAAAUUGAGGAGGGGGGGGGGGUAGAAGUCUUUUAACAAAUGAUUGUACCUACUUUAAAGGGGUGAAAAGAAAAAAAAGAAGCAAAGUUCUGUUUUUACGUAUUCUACUGAUCUUAAAUUCUUCUGACGAAGUAUUACAGGAUGAUAAAAUUUAGCAGCAGUCAGGGUGCUAGUACAGUAAUUUAUCUGUAUUUUCUUUAGCACGCUCUUCUUAAAGAAUGUGUUUGGUUAGGUCCCAGUAAUCCUAUAGCUAAAUACAGAAGUAAUAUUGUAAAACCCCUGUAGUCAGCUCCAUGUCAAGUAUCCUAAUUCCAAAAUGAGUUUGUGGCGAGUCGGAUAGAGGGAAGUUGGAGGUGAAAAGGGGAAUUUCAUGUUGUGACUCACACUCAGUUAUGUACAGUUCAGGACGUAUUGUGAAUCGCUCAAGUAAAUGUUAAAAAAAAAAAAAAAAUUCUUGACAAUGAAAAAGCUAUUUUAAAAACAGCAAAUUUAUACUAAUUUAUUGUUCAACCGUUGUCAGCAUACUUGUUUUUCCUUAGCUAUUUUCUAAUGCAUUGUGUCGUACAAUUCAUGACUCUUUUGGCACUUAAUGAGAGAUGAGAUGUCAUCUCUCGUCAAGUACAUUGCAAGACUGGGCUUCAUUGCUGUAAUUUUUUUCUUUCAGUGUACAAACUUAACAGCAUUUAGAGAAAAAAUGCACAAGCAAAAAACAGAUAAUGUAAGCAUAGUGUGUUAACAGUACAUAUUUUUCUCCAAACAAAUGCAUCAGUGUGUAUUAUGUGAUACUUUUUUAAAUUUAAGAAUAAUAAAUUGAGAUAAGUUUUAA